Branchiostoma belcheri (Belcher's lancelet) is the source of this 4432-nucleotide messenger RNA. RefSeq names its product dachshund homolog 1-like. Lineage: Eukaryota; Metazoa; Chordata; Leptocardii; Amphioxiformes; Branchiostomatidae. The record is from RefSeq and is a predicted model, not a curated record. Bases 353 to 2128 code for a protein of 591 amino acids. The transcript has 10 exons.
CGAGUUGGGAGUGUGUCUGCUCCGCGUGCGAGUGUGUACGUACACCUACGUUCUCCCGUCCGACCCUCUCUCCGCGUUCAAGCGACGCUACGUCCGCCGUACGAGCGUCACCUGCGUCCACACCUUGACGUCGACGCCGCCACGUGAGCCUGCAAACGUCCACGACUCUUCCGAGCGGCAGAUUUGAGAACUGUUUUGUGUAGGAACGUUCAAAACUCGGAGAGCGAGUUACUAGUACCCCGUACGGGCCGUCCCGUAGCAGGGGGUUCAGUCCGCCCGCGAGCACAGCUGCUUUUUCACGGGAUUAUCGUGUUUCAAGCGACCCUGUCGUUAGACUUUCCUCGGGACGGCCAUGGCAACGCAGCCGAGCCCUCCUCUCCCCUCGCCCGGUCACGGGCUCAGCCCGCCGCCCGUCGCUUCACCUCUCGGGCUCUUCAAGCUGGACAAGCCGGCCUACAGCACACCACCGCCCGCCGAGAACACGCCUGCCAACAACGUCUGUCGGAUGAUCGACUACCGGGGCGCCAAGGUUGCAGCCUUCACUGUUGACGGGAGAGAAGUCAUCUGCCUCCCGCAAGCCUUCGACUUGUUCCUGAAGCACCUUGUCGGCGGGCUACACACCGUCUACACCAAGCUGAAGCGCCUGGACAUCACGCCGGUCGUCUGCAACGUAGAGCAGGUCCGGAUCCUUCGGGGCCUGGGCGCGAUCCAGCCGGGAGUCAACCGCUGCAAGCUCCUGAGCAAAGAAGAGUUCGACAUUUUGUACGAAGACUGCACAAAUUCCAGUAGCCGCCCCGGUCGACCGCCGAAGCGAGCUCAGCCGCCCCUGAUGCCCCCCCUCAUCCACGACCACAAAAAGAUGCACCUUGAAAAUGGAGACUUUGACUUCACAGGACACACACCUAUAGCUUUCCAACGUUUCUCCCCGUUAGGGAGCAAAUCGUCGGAUUUGAAAGCCGUGUCGGGGGACAAGACAUCCUCUUUAGUUUCCUCCAGUGGACUCCUUGCCAUUCCUCGCACCAUACCUACCUCAGGAGACAAAAACCACUUCCUACCCAACGGCCUCUCGGACCACCCGGUUUCCACGACGAUCGCCGGACUUCCCUUUAUGUUGCACGCGGCGGGGGCGAUCCCACAUUCCACGGCGUUCCUUAACGUACCUCACUCCCUUGCCGCCGUCUCCACGCAGUCCAGACUGCCCGAGUCGUCGGCCUCCGUCAUAAAAUUCGACAGAAAUGGCGCGGAAAGUGAGCAACUCUCCCCUAAUAGCACGACGGCGAACAGUGCGACCAAAGAGAAAAUGUCCCCGUCGAGAGAGAAGACUAGCUCGACCUCUCAGGACGAAGGGUCAAAGGGCAAGGAAGAGGGAACUGUGGGUACCACGCAAAAUGGUUUCCAUCUCCCUGCCUCGUCCAGUGUGCAUGCCAGUCAUUCUGGUCUCCAUGGCAACCUGGUGAUGAGCAAUGCCAUGUUAGGACUGACACCUGCAGGAAUCGUACCACCUGCCAGUGCUAGUGAGGGGGUGGCAGCCUCUGGUGUGGAGGGAUCCUCUGCAGAGGCUUUGAAAGAAAGGUUGACCACAGAUAGAAACUCCUUAGAAAGUCCGGACUCCCAUUCGGAGGGAAACCCCCCGCUGCAGAGUCUGGUUGGUAUGGCCCCCUUCCUGCCCGAGAACAUCUCCUCCACGGAGACUCUCCUCACCAACAUCCAGGGGUUACUCAAGGUCGCUGCAGACAACGCCAGGCAACAGGAGAAACAGGUCAGCAUGGAGAAAGCUGAGCUGAAGAUGGAGCUGUUACGAGAGCGGGAACUCAGGGAGGCCCUGGAGAAACAACUGGGGGAGGAGCAGAGGAGUCGAGCUGUCCUGCAAAAGAGGCUGAAGAAGGAGAAGAAGGCCAAGAGGAAAAUGCUGGAGCAGCUGGAGCAGGAGCAGCGCCGCCGCAUCCAGGCCGAGGACGGCGUCAAACAGACGUCCUCCGACAGUCUCAGGGUUCUCAACGAAAGCCUCUCACAAGAGCUGGAGGUGGAGAGGAAUGCCAGGACAGAUGCAGAGAGAAAACUACAAGAUGCACAGCUGUACUUCAAGAACCUUUCCUCUUGGUCAUCCCUCGUCAGCUCAUCCGAGUGAAGAAACUUGGGUCCUUCUUAAAGCUUGUACUGUCUUAAAGGAUGAGGUCUCAACCUUCCACGAAAAUGUCUGAAAAGUUUGCACAUUCUUACAGUAUUUUACAAGAUCUGCCCCCUAAGUGGUAGAUUUCAGAUUGAUUUUGAAUUGAUUUCAAAUUUAGGGAUUAUUGGAACUGGAAAAGAAGAAGGGGAACAAGAUUGAAUAGCCCACAAUUGAUUUAGUCGUUUGUUACAUAAUUUGAGUGUAGGCUGAAGAAAGUCUAGAAACAUUUGUACAUGUACGUGUAUUCCAAAACAGAAUCAAAUGCCCCCAAAUCUGAAACCUUGUACUUCUGUGCAAACUCUUCAGACAGGAUCCAGCAACUUUCCAUGCAGACAUAGAUCUUUGUCCUUCAUAUGUGCUCAAUUGUUCUUCUUUCAGAUGCACGACUUUAUUUCAAGAACUCUGUGCUUUUCAACGCGUAGAGACCACAACAGCCACAGCAUCAGCAAUCUUCACUCUCCACUCAGGAUAUGCAUGUUCACAUAUUUGAAAUACAUGUAUUCUGCUAUUAUAUGGAAGGACCUAACACCAAACCCAAACAGAAUGAUCUUUUGUGGGAGUAGCAAAUAUUGGGAUAAAUUGUUUUGUGGUAAAUCUAACAAACUACAUGUACAGUUGACUUCAUAUAUUAUUGUUCAAGUGGCUAGAUAUUGUAAAUAGGCCAUUUCUAGACAUGUGUAAUAAUGAGUGUGAAAAAAAUGUACCAAGUUGGAAAUAUCAUGCUGCCCAGUGCAAGAGUAGUCAAAGCAUUGGCACAAAAGCGCCAUCUAUCAGCAGGAGUUAGAACUACAGCCUGUUAGCACAAACCAUGAUCAGCAUAAUAUGGCUACUCAAACAUUUUACACCAAAGAUACUACAGCUCGUUCUUUUCUAUUUAUCUGAAAGAAGCAAUGACUUUUUAUGCAGUGGGUGAAAACUCAGGCAUCGGAGAAAAUUGGUCUUACUAAGAUGAGAAACAAGCAAACGAAGGGGCCGGUUUCUUUGCUUUGUUUGUCGUCCUUGGUCGACUUCAGACUUGUACAGUUGUAAAUGUGGUUGUAUUCUGUAGGCUGUUACUUGUGACACAACUACUGGCUUUUAACGGAGAGGGAAAAACAUAGGAGUUAUAUUUUUCUGCCCCUCCAUUUUAAAGCAAACAUAUAUUGGUAUUUGUCCUGAAAACAUGAUAGCAAAGCCGAUAUUUGGCUCUUUUAGAUGUUGUUGAAUGUCUUACAUAGCUAGGCAGACGAUAACCUAAACUGAAGAACUUUUGAUAAGAUGUGAUAGGAAAGUAGUGGACUUGUCCAAUAAAGUAGUAGAUGAAAAAUGUUUUUAUGUGACUUGUAAAAUGUACAAUGUGUUUGUAAAUGUAAAAUAAAAAAAGAGCAUGAUGUUUUUUUGUACAUAUAUUGUCUCUGGUUACUGGUAACACCCCCCAUGUGGAGCCAUAGAAAGCAUUGCCAGUCAGUAUUAAUGUGUUAAUAUUUGUAACAUGUAUCGUUUUCGGAUAUUUCUAAGUCUCCUUUAUGUUCAGAUGUCCUUAGACUGGGAGGUUGAAAGAAUGACACAAAAGCAAUCAAAUUCUAGAAGGUUCUUGGUUCUAGUCAACUCAGCGUAAAAACAGUGUUACUGUGUUUCGUAAAAAAGUGACACCCCUCUAUAUGUUUCAACACCCCCAUGUUCCGACAACCUUCAACCUCAAUAUUGUUGGAACAUACAUGUAGGGGUGUCAGUACUGUCAUAGAAGCAGUACUACUGUGUUAGCAUUAUUUUAAGAAACCCAUCUACAUUGUACAUGUAUGUAUGGCCUAUUAUAACCUCUUUUGUCAAGUCGCUUGAGUGGUGACUACAGGUUUGACUACUUUCUUGCGUGGAUGAGGAAAAAGGCAGUUACCGUAUGUUGAAGAAUGUAAGAAGGAAAAUCAUAAGCCUUGUUUGUAAAUAGGAAACUGUCGUGCUAUCCUACACUGUGUGCUUUAUACGUAUGUUUGUAAAGUUCUUGUAUAUUCUUCCUCAGCUUGUAAAUGUAGUGAAAUUAGAAAACUUUCAUGAACUGGCUACUGUUAACCAAUCAGAUGUGAGCAAAUGGUGUCAUUUAGGUCAGAUGUUGUUUGAUUUUUGUUUACAUGUUGAUUUCAUUGAAAUGUUGUUUGCAAAUAAAAUUGCACUGUUGCCAGAUACAACAGAUCUGGGCUAGUCUGAAAUAUAGCAGUAAAAGCACUGUCUUGUUCCAAAUACUGUUGUUUUUAGUUAUGGCUCCCAAGCAUUGUUGCAACCCAAAAA